Messenger RNA from Apus apus (common swift), 2117 nucleotides. RefSeq names its product transmembrane protein 25 (gene TMEM25). Gene Ontology annotation, biological process: negative regulation of excitatory postsynaptic potential. The transcript is spliced from 7 exons. The coding region runs from base 140 to 1474 and encodes 444 amino acids. The record is from RefSeq and is a predicted model, not a curated record. Lineage: Eukaryota; Metazoa; Chordata; Aves; Apodiformes; Apodidae.
GCAUUGAUCCCUGCCCUGGCUGGUGGGUGGUUUCUGGCUGCUCUUCUGAGCACCGCGGCUGUGCCGGGACCAGCAGGACCGUCCCCGCGGCUGCAGCAGCACCAGCCCAGCUCGGGGACGGCGACUACAGGCAAGAAGGAUGCUCGCACCGUGCCAGGACCGCCCCUGCGCCGGAUGCGCGGCCCUGCGUGCCGGGGCCCAGGCGCAGAGCCGCACUGCGGGCUCGGCUGGACACGGCAGCAAUGUUCCAGGUAAGCUGCAGCCCAGCCGCAUCCUCUGGCCCUGCUGCGUGCCGGGCUCCCGGGGGCCUAGCGCGGGGCCGACGCCCUGUCCUGGCUCCAGCUGCUCUCUCCCAGUGCUGAGCGCCACCAUGGGGUAUCGUGGGGGCUGGUCGGGUGCUUCUUUCACCCACGUGUUGCUGCUGCUCGGCCUCCCAGCGCUCUGCUCAGCAGGACCUGGGGAGCCAGGCCCCACCAUCGAUGGACAGGCACUGGCAGUGUGCACACUGCGGGAGGAGGAGAGCCGUACCUUCACCUGCCGGGCCCCUCAGCUGGCCCCCGGCACUGCGCUGGUGUGGUACCUUGACGGUCGGAAGCAGGAGGUGAACUGCUCGGCCGCAGGCACUGCCAGCACCCUCACCCUCACCGCCCAGCGCACUGACCGCGAGCUCAACUGCUCCCUGACGGACCCAACCUCCGGGCAGACCCACAACGCCUCCGUCCUCCUCGAUGUGCAGUAUAAACCGGAGAUCUUGCAAGCAGAUGCCCACUACCAGGAUGCUGAGGGCACUGGGCUCCUCCUGGUGCUCUCUGUGCUGGUGCGAGCCAAUCCCCCUGUCAGCACUGCUUGGGUGUGCCAGAAUGGGCAUGUGAUGGCCAAUGCCUCCCAGUUCCUCCUCCUGGGCACCACGCCCUACCCAGGGCUGGCCAACCACUCGCUCCACAUCCACCUCAGCAGUGUGGCUGGCAACUUGUCUGUCAGUGCUGCCAACAGUGUGGGAGUCACCACCACUUCCAUCCUGCCCCCAGGUCUGUUGGACACCCAUGUGGAGCUGCCUUUGCUGGGUGUUGCCAUUGGAGCAGCCCUGGCCCUUGGUGCCCUGCUCAGCCUGGGCUCUUGUGCUGCCUGCCUGGCGUGUCGCCAGGCGAAGCUGGAGCCAGGCGUGGGGCCAGCCGGAGGGAGCAGCCCCCUCAGCCGCUGCUCCCGUUGCAGCAGCCCUGAGCACCUGCAGCCCCGGGGCAUAGGUCCACUCCGCCAGACCCAGUCCCUGCCACCCAACCUGCGCCUCGGUGACCUCACACAGGAGGCUGGAGUUUCUCCCAAGGAUGCAGGAGCCGGUACCAGGGGAGAGGAGAGAGCCGUGCCAGCGCUGGAGAACUCCCUGGUCCCCAACAAGCUCGGUUUUGUCCAGCUCCCCACGUCCGGGCGCAUCUACAAAGUGCCCAGUGCGAGCAGCGAUGAGAUCUGGCUGUGAGAUGCGGUGCAGUGCCCAUGAGCCAGGGCUGCCCAGCACCAGGGAUGUACUAGCCCCGGAGAAGCGCAGCCAAGGGUGCAGGAGAGGCUGCACUGGGCACCCACCAGCCCCCAGCUGUAGAUUAAGGUCACAGCUCAUCUCGGCAGUUGGGAGGCCCACCUGGAACAGACAGGGCUGUCAGCUUGGAGAGCAUGCAUGGAUCUUGCAACAAGCACAGAGGCCACCUGGGCAGCAGCCAGGAAUUUGGGCAUGAGGCUGCUCCCUGCCUUCUGUUAAGUGAGGAAUGGUAAGAAGAAACAAAGCUGAGUGGGUCAGGCUGCAGGCAAAGAGCUCAAAACAGGGCAGGAACCCAGCUUUCCUGGAAGAUGGUUUCUAACACAGCACACUGAGCCAGCCACUUAUCACUGGGACAACGUACUUUUCCCAAGAGCUCCUCGAAUUCUGGUGACCAUUCCUGCAUCAGGCUCUCGAUGUCAGGCAUUGGCCUGCCAGGGAAGAAAAGGACAUAAAAGUCAGGAUCACAUGCAACUGAAAUGGCUUCAUCCUGGCAGAUGGCUGUGGAGGGGGCAGCCCCCCCUGUACAUGUGCUGAGGGUCAAUGUGGGCAUUUUUUUUUUAAUUAAAACAAGCCUGAUCUUGUUAAA